UAAUCUGAUAAUAAUGUAAUAUAAAUAAUGAUAUUUAUUUAGUAUGAUUAUUGUGUAUGGUUUGGAUUUCUAAAACCACUUCCUUUGUUGACAUUCGCGAUGACAGAUAGUCCAAUAUCCCCGUGUGACCCAAAUUCGACGAUGUAACGUGCCCCCCUUACAGAAUGGACUGGGAAAAGAAAUUUAAUUCUAUCCUUAAUGACACAAAAGCUAGCCUUUCAAGAGUAAAGAGAAACAAGUUUGAUUCAUCUGUUGGAAUGAAGAAUGUCACUUGGGCACCAACACAUUAUUCGACUCCAAUGAAGAGGAGCAUGUCAGUGUCAGAGAUACCAUCAUUGUCACCCAGUCUCUACCCAACAUCUAGUCUAAACCACACCAUUCAUACUGAUUUCUACUCUAGUGCUCAGCAGGUCAUGCCAUAUCCAUCAUCACAGACCCUUUUAGAGAAGAUUGAACAACAAAAUGCAUCUAUUGACCACUUGCGAGGUUUGGUGCAUCGUCUGGAGACUGACAGACAUAACUACCAGGAACAGAUUAGAGACCUAAGGAAUGAGAUCUACCAGCUGACAGAGCGGGCUACUGAGCGGCGCACGGACCCCAGUGUUGAGAGGAGGGUGGAGCAGGUGCGCCGCGAGUUGCUAGGGGAGAUGCAGCUACUGCAGUCCCAGCUUCAGAUGACCUCUGCCAAGGGAAGCAACUCUCAGCUCUCUGAUACACAGUUGCUGGCCAUGAAUAGAGAUGUGCUCGAAAUUAAACAUGCAUUCAGAGAUGAGUUGGAAAGUUUUAGACGCGAUGUUGAAAUUCUUCGCUCCAGAGUUGCUAAACUUGAGCUGGAGCUGGCCAGUCAGUUGAGUGGACAUCGUGAGGUGGAGAGACGACAAGACACAUUGGACCGUACCCUGAAUUCCCUGAGCCUUUCCCAGCCCAAGAACCCGAUCCCUUCCUCCACCCUCGCCAUGAUGAACACCAACAGACAGCUGGAGAAGCUGCAGAUCAAUGAACUCAGGUCUACACUCAGUGCUCUCCAGGGCAAGAUAGAGUUGUUGGAGAGGUCCCAGCAACCACUCACCAUCCCUGAGAAGAUAUCAUCCAACUCCAAACCCAUAUUCUCUAACGGUUUUUCCUCAGAUUAUAAGUCCAUGCAAGUUCAUGACAAUGAGAUAGAGGAUGACAUUGACCUUUCUGAUGGUGCCAGCUCAGAGAGCUCGGACUUCACUGAGUUUGAACUGGAAGCCAACACCAAGAAACAGAAAACUCCCAUUACAAAACAGAAGCGGGUUACUGAAGAUGACCUAGAUACUGAUGACCUUGAUAUGGAUGACCUUGACCUCAGUGAUGAUGACCUUUCCCAGAAUUCCCUUAGUGAUCCCUUUGGACAAUGGGGAUUUUUCAUAACCCAACAUAGCAUUAGGACAAAAUAUGAUAAAUUAUUCAACACAUUAAUCUGCCAUAUUACUAAUGUAGUUGCAUUAUUUGUAUCUGUAGGUCAAUAUGUUAAUCAUGUUGUUGUAUGUGAUUGGUCUUGUUUACUCUGCACUGUGUGAUGUAUUGUUCUCACAACUAUCUGUGUUCAUGUUAUGUUUUCUUUCCAAGUCUUUGGUAUAUAUUCAGUGUAUUGUCAUGUGCUAUGUCUUGUUCUCAUUAAUAUCUGUGUUCAUGUUAUUUAUUUUCCCUUCAAAAUAACUGUGGGGUGCAUAGUCAGUGUUUUGUCAUUAACAUAAACUUAUAUUAUAAGGUUAUUUAACAUAAUUGUGUACAAUGUGGUGAUAUAUUUGUUCAAGUUCACAGCUGACAUACCAUAUUCGAUCAGCGGAUAGGCAAGUUAAAUGUGAUAUUGCCACCUGUGUGCAAGUCCACAUAUAUCAGACUAUUGUACACAAAAUUGUAAAAUAUUUUUUUAUUGUAUACCUAAAAUGUUCUUUGAGAUAUUUGCAUUAAUCAAGUUCAAUUAAACAUUACAAAAUCAAGUCUGCAAAUGAGGGCAAGCUUUUACGUGUGAAGUUAGCUGUCACAAUACAUCUUGUAAAAACUCCCUCAGAGAAUACUUACCGGUAAUAUGUUAAUUAAAGCUAAUUUUAUAUUUGGGACAUGUUUAAACUAGGUUUAUGCAGAUCAGCAAAAAAUCUAAUUUCAAAACCAUGUAGAUUUGAGAAAAUAGCAGGCAUAUUUUGUGUGGAGUUGAAUGUGAUUGUUUAGAUUAUCUUGUAAGGUCCAAUAUGGAAUAUAUGGAUGCACUAGUGUCAAAUACGGUGAAAUAUUGGACAAUCAGCGGUACCAAUUGCAACAGCUUAUUGGAUCAUAUAAAUAGUUAUUUAAUAAUUAUAUUUAUUGUAAUCAAAUGGUCCAUGCGCAUUUAAAUCUUGGAACUGCCGGUUAUUUCAUCAUGACUUGUGCAACCUGUGUAACACAUACAGUGAAAUAGCUGCAUAAGCCAUCAUCUCAUCAUCUCCUGUAUUUCAUUGGUCAGUUGUCAAAUAGGUAAAUAAUAUUUCAUUAUGAGAUAUGGGAUGCACUUUCCUACAUUUAGCUAAAAUUGUGUAGAGCUAGCAACUAGGAUUUUGCUGUUAAUUACAUGUUUUACCUGCAUAUCUGUGAUAAUAUAUUUUACAUAGCAUUAUUUAUACAAUUGUCAGUGUAUUAUGACACACUUCUUGCACAGUUAUUUCUCAUAUGAUAUCUGUUGGAUGUGAAGGAGUUCUAGUAUUGUCAAUAACAACUGGACAUUCUGCGAAAAAAAAGCAAUUAAUGCGAUCAUUUAAAUGUUAUUUAAAAUUAGCUUUUUUAAAUCAAUUGAAACAUUUAGCUUUCCAACCUAUAGAUACUACAAAAACGGACACUUCAGGUAUUUCUAGUUAUAAAAAUGGUGCUUUACAAAGUAUUUAUUUCCUUAGGUGUAGUAAGAAAAUGCAUUUGUGACAAUUGACAAUACAUGUAUAUUGAUUUUUUUACCAAAGUGAACAACAAGAGCGCUUACUGUGUUUUGCCAGUAAACAUUGCUGUCUAUUUCACAUUGUAUACCAGUUGUAUUGUGCAUAAUUAUUUGUGUAUUGUAAUAAAAUCAUAAAAAUUCA
Messenger RNA from Dreissena polymorpha, 3071 nucleotides. RefSeq lists its product as uncharacterized. The record is from RefSeq and is a predicted model, not a curated record. The transcript has 12 exons. The coding region runs from base 165 to 1544 and encodes 459 amino acids. NCBI's taxonomy places the organism in Eukaryota, Metazoa, Mollusca, Bivalvia, Myida, Dreissenidae.